Molecule: messenger RNA, 558 nt
Organism: Ilex paraguariensis (yerba mate)
Lineage: Eukaryota; Viridiplantae; Streptophyta; Magnoliopsida; Aquifoliales; Aquifoliaceae
Source: the annotation of a GenBank genome assembly
AUGUUGGCAAUAACCAUUGCACCUUUCGACGUUCCACAUGUGUCCGUCGCCGGUUACUUCAUCCCAAAAGGCCGGGACUCGGCUGCAACCCCAGAGGAGCCACUCAAGUUCAAGCCGGAGCGCCACUUAAAGGACGGUGGCUCGGAGGUGGUGCUUACUGAGCCAGACCUGAGGAUGUUGUCGUAUAGCACAGGGAAGCGUGGGUGUGCGGCGGUGACAUUGGGUACUACAAUGACCGCCAUGCUAUUUGCUAGGUUUCUUCAUGGGUUCACUUGGAAUGUGCCACCAGCUGUGUCAAGCAUUGAUCUCAAAGAGUCAGUGGGUGAUCUCUCACUCGCUCAGCCACUGCUAGAAAUGGCUCAACCAGGAGUAAUUGUAACGAUAGAGAUGAUCAAUAUGGAGUUGGAGAUCAUCGCCCUUCUAAGCACAUACCUCAGCAAUAUGAACUUCAUUGUCAACCAUAUGAUCAUGGGGCCUACUCUUGUUGUCCUCAAGCCUGGCGAUGAACUUGCUCGGAAAGACAAACUUGAGGAAGUACCAGGCUAUGAAUUGAAUGCG